AUAUGGCAAGCUAUAACUUUAUUUGCGUCAACUUCACUUGCCAAUUUUUUCUACAAUAUUACUCCUAACAAUUAUGCAGUCUUUGAAAUUGAUACAUUUACAACUUCGAUGGCAAAAUUGUCUGUUUUGGACCUUGUUUUCAUAGACCACCAAAAUAAGCAUUCAUCUUUCAGAAUAACUAUCAAACGUCGGAUAGUAAACAUGGAUCGAGAUGAAAUUUUUGUUUCUGAAAUUGAACUUCUUUUACCAAAAAACUUGUCUGAGAUUGAAGAUACAAGAAGUUUAGCUGUUGACUACAGCAAAUUAAAUAUUGCGGCUCGUUCUUUAGUAUCGCCACCGUUCGCAACAGGAUCUUUAAAUUACCAAAAAAAUUCUAGAGCUAAAAUUCUAAUUAUUGGGCUUGGAGGUUCGCAGAUAAACAACUUUCUUCAUAAUGCAUUUUCUAUGGUGGAUCUAACAGUCAUUGAAUUGGAGGAACAAAUGGUAAAUAUUGCUAAAAAAUAUUUUGGUCUUUCCUUAGAUGACCAUCAGAAAGUUAUUGUUAUGGAUGGAAAAAAGUAUUUGCAGGAAGCGGCAGAUAAAGGAAUCAAGUUUGACGCGAUCUACAUUGACGUUUGUCCAACGAGGUUUCCGGAAGAAGAAGAAAUUAUGUGUCCUAUCAGCGCCUUUUUAAAUCCCGCGACCAUCAAAGCAAUUAAAAAUUCCCUUAAACCCAGCGGUAUGGUAUUCAAAAAGCUUUUUUGCUGCUAA
Enterobius vermicularis (human pinworm) is the source of this 750-nucleotide messenger RNA. NCBI's taxonomy places the organism in Eukaryota, Metazoa, Nematoda, Chromadorea, Rhabditida, Oxyuridae. The record is from the annotation of a GenBank genome assembly.